Dromaius novaehollandiae (emu) is the source of this 2000-nucleotide messenger RNA. It is a transcript of the gene SET, whose product is annotated as SET nuclear proto-oncogene. The record is from RefSeq and is a predicted model, not a curated record. Gene Ontology annotation, molecular function: histone binding; chromatin binding. The coding region runs from base 294 to 1127 and encodes 277 amino acids. Gene Ontology annotation, biological process: nucleosome assembly. NCBI's taxonomy places the organism in Eukaryota, Metazoa, Chordata, Aves, Casuariiformes, Dromaiidae. Gene Ontology annotation, cellular component: nucleus; chromatin. The transcript has 8 exons.
CGGAGGGGGGGGUUGCUGCGCAUGCGCGCCGCGCUGCCCGCCCCUCGCCAGCAGCAGCAGGAGGAGGAGGCGGCGGUGGUGGUGAUUCUGGCUGUGGAGAGCGUGAGGCAGUGCGAGCGCCGCUGCCGCCCCUGUUAUCCGGGAGCCCCAGGUCCGGGCGGAGGAGGCGGGAGCGCCCCGGCGGCGGAGGGAGCCCGAGCGGUGGCAGCAGCAGCAGGAGGAGUCUGUGCCCGGCCCCCCCCUCCGCUCAGUCCCGUUACAGCCCCCUCCCUCCGCGCUCCGCAGCCACCAACAUGUCGGCGCCGGCGGCCAAAGUCAGUAAGAAGGAGCUGAACUCCAACCACGAUGGGGCCGACGAGACCUCAGAAAAAGAGCAACAGGAAGCAAUUGAACACAUUGAUGAAGUACAGAAUGAAAUAGACAGACUGAAUGAACAAGCCAGUGAGGAAAUUUUGAAAGUAGAACAGAAAUACAACAAACUCCGCCAACCAUUCUUCCAGAAGAGGUCAGAAUUGAUCGCCAAAAUCCCAAAUUUCUGGGUAACAACAUUUGUCAACCACCCACAAGUAUCUGCACUGCUGGGGGAAGAAGAUGAGGAGGCACUGCAUUAUUUGACCAGAGUUGAAGUGACAGAAUUUGAAGAUAUCAAAUCAGGUUACAGAAUAGAUUUUUAUUUUGAUGAGAAUCCAUACUUUGAAAAUAAAGUUCUCUCCAAAGAGUUUCACCUGAAUGAAAGUGGAGACCCAUCUUCAAAAUCAACUGAGAUCAAAUGGAAAUCUGGGAAGGAUCUGACAAAGCGUUCAAGCCAGACACAGAACAAAGCCAGUAGGAAGAGGCAGCACGAAGAGCCAGAAAGUUUCUUUACCUGGUUCACUGACCACUCUGAUGCAGGGGCUGAUGAACUAGGAGAAGUCAUCAAGGAUGACAUCUGGCCAAAUCCGUUGCAGUACUACUUGGUUCCUGAUAUGGAUGAUGAAGAAGGGGAGGGAGAGGAGGACGAUGACGAUGAUGAAGAGGAAGAAGGAUUGGAGGAUAUUGAUGAAGAAGGCGAUGAAGAUGAGGGGGAGGAAGAUGAAGAUGAUGAUGAGGGAGAGGAAGGAGAGGAGGAUGAAGGAGAAGAUGACUAAUUGAACACUGAUGGAUUCCAACCCCUCCUUUUUACCUUUUUAAUUUUUCUCCAGUCCCUGGGAGCAAGUUGCUGUCUUUUUUUUCUUGUGCUCAGUCGCCUUGUUCUCUUGAGGUCUCUUUUUCUCUCCUCUACACCAUGGCUCACAAUUUAUUUUGGGGGAAAUACCUUGAGCAGAAUACAGUGGAAAAGAAUCUACCAGUUUCUGUUUCAAGUUCCUUUUUAUCCCUUUCUGUCUCAAAACAAAAACUGUUUAUGGAAUCAACACACCAUGUUCUGUGGGAAAAAAGAAAACCUUCUGCUCCCUUCACUCUGCUGGAAGCUGAAGAGUGCUAGGCCCCUGUGUAGUAGUGCAUAGAAUCUAGCUUUUUUCCUUCUUUCUCUGUAUAUUGGGCUCAGAGAUUACACUGUGUCUCUAUGUGAAUAUGGACAGUUAGCAUUUACCAACAUGUAUCUGUCUACUUUCUCUUGUUUAAAAAAAAAUAAAAAAAUAAAAAAAAAAUGGGGUUAUAGAAGGUCAGCGGGGGUGGGUUUCAGAUGUUUGGGUGGGUUAAGUGGGCAUUUUGACAACAUGGCUUCUUCUCCUUUGGCAUGUUUAAUUGUGAUGUUUAACAAACAUCCUUGCAGUUUAAGAUGACACUUUUAAAAUAAAAUCUUCUCCUAAUGAUGACUUUGAGCCCUGCCACUUGAUGGAGAAUCAGCAGAACCUGUAGGAUCUUAUUUGGAAUUGACAUUCUCUAUUGUAAUUUUGUUCUUGUUUAUUUUUAAAUUCUUUUUUUUUUUUGUUUCACUGGAAAGGAAAGAAAGAUGCUCAGUUUUAAACGUUAAAGUGUACAAGUUGCUUUGUUACAAUAAAACUAAAUGUGUACACAAA